UGUGUGAGUUUCAAUCAGAGACAGCGGACAACCGAGUGGUUGUGGGCAGGCUCGCCGGGGGAUGAGUGUCGUCGGCCGGCCUGCAGCAGCAGCAGAGCUCCGUGUGGAGAUCUGCAUCUUGUUGAUAGAAAGUCUUUGUGAUGGCCAGCAGAGGGAUGAUGGUGGCCUCAGAACCCUCAGGAACGCCUGUUCCUCUCACACCUCUGUCACGCUGGUACCUUUACGCCAUCCAUGGCUACUUCUGUGAAGUAAUGUUCACAGCAGCCUGGGAGUUUGUGGUUAACUGCAACUGGAAGUUUCCUGGCGUCACCAGCGUGUGGGCCCUCUUCAUCUACGGCACCUGCAUCCUCAUCGUGGAGCAGAUGUACCUGAAGCUGCGAGGCUGUUGCCCUGCUCUGCUGCGCUGCAUCAUCUACACGUUGUGGACCUACUUGUGGGAGUUCGGCACGGGGCUGCUUCUGCGCCAGUUCGACGCCUGCCCCUGGGACUACUCCGAGUUCCGCUACAACUUCAUGGGCUUGAUCACAGCCGAGUACGCCGUGCCGUGGUUCUGCGCCUCCUUCAUCGUGGAGCGCUUUGUCAUCCGCAAAACCCUGCGGCUGCGCUUCCACGAGGGGCCUGAGGACGGCUGGUCGAAUCGUUGCUCAGAUGUUGGAGGUGGAGGAGGCGCCGGAGGAACUCUGAAGGGAAGUAGGCAAAGCGAACGGAGCAGAGGAAAUAAUGCAAAUGGAUUCCUUAAGGUGGAAUGAGUUGAGGAGCAGGCUCUAUCACUCUGUCGUGUGUCUUUAAUCCUCCGGCACUUUUCAUAUGCAGCUCACCAUCCUCAGCGCAUGGGUUGGAGACAAACGUCUGUAAAGAGUAGAAGAAGAAAAUGAAUGUCUUAACUACAGCGGCAGAUGUCAACAAGACUCAGACUCUUCUGCUACGCAAACACUGUUUUUAAUUCUUAUUGCUGCAUUUCAUCAGACAUCAACCCAUUUCCCUUUGGGUUCUACCCCAUGAUUAGAGUCUUGAAUGAUUGUGAUUUAACUUUGAAUCCCCUUUAUCCAGACUCAUAAACUUGAGGUAAAAAAAACUUUUCCAAAGACGAAGUUUUUGUUUUAAUUAGGAACCUAAAAUAAGGUCAUACUUCAGUGUUUUAAUCAUCACUCUCUAUAAGAGAAAACUGCUUGUUUAAAAAAUAUGCUCCCAUAAAGUAACAGCAGAUGUGAAAAAGUCACUUUGAUCUGUACGAUGCUGUCAUUUAGUACAACUGAAAACUGCAGUAAUGUUGCUCAAAUGCUUAUUUAAAUUCCCAGUGUUUAACAUUUUGGGAAAUGUUUUGUCAAAAAGCAAUACAGGAGUUAUCCUUUUUGUCUUAUCAGUGUUAAAUGAAAACCAGGAUCACUAUCUUUACUUUAAACCAGAACAAAUUAUGUAUUUACAAAAACAGCAUGAAUUUCUCUCCACACUCAAUUGUUAGUUCAGAAUUACUGAAGUAACAAAAAAACAGGAAUCAUGUUGAGAUUAUUUUAAGUAUACUUAGAGUCACUUUAGAAGGAAUUUAUUUAAAUAAAAAAAUACCUCUUCAGUUUUGCACCAAAACUGCAAGCACUUUGAGUUUUAUCUAUGAUUUAUUUAUUCAUUUUUUGUCUUUUAGGAACCAGUCGAACCAUUUAAUGGGGUUAUGGAAGUGCCUACUGUGAAUCAGUUUCCACACACUCAGCAAAAUGUGCUGACAACUGAUUCUUUGACCGUUUAACUGUCAACACGAAGGGUCACCAUUGGCAGAGACAAGGGAAUAAUUACCGCACACCCAGCUGAUGUGGAAAUAUUUCUGUUUAUUCUCUGUUAUAGAGGCCGUUCAGAGAAUCACAUGACCUUGAUUUGACUGUGUUAGUGGACAGUUAAAAUCACUCACUGUAGUCAGUUCCAGUUGAAAGUGCAAAAUUUGUCACUUAAAGCAGAUGUGGUAAUUUUGUGUUACCAAAAGGCUGUACGUUUAUCAAGUAAUAAUCCAGAACAAAGGUCUGAGUUUAUUACAGCGACUAUAGUCAUACUUUCCAGAGGGUGAUGCUACUUUGCAACACACAUCUCAAUCCCUUUGGUCCUGUCAAAGGACAAAGGCUUGUUUAUGUCAUAUGUUUGGUAUGCAAGAGGAAACCUUCACUUGAGAUGACAAAUAAUUUUACAUUCAAAGUGUAGGAAGUCACCUCCACACAUCCGUUUUUCCCCCUGGAGAAACAGAGGUUGAGUAAACAAUGUACUGCUCAUUUUGGUCAACCACAGAACAAUCUCUGCUAUUGGGGUGAGGAUUUGUAACGCCAUCUUGGUAGGUGCUGUGUUAUCGUCAUUAUGGCAGCAGACCACAGAGUUUUGAGGAAUAACUCUAAACUCAAUGUUUUGCCUUUGAUUGUUAUAUUUAUUGGAAUCUGUAUUAAAGAACACUGUGAUUCAUAGAUGAAGAUUAGAGGUAUGUAGUAACUAAGUAGGAGUUCAAUUUUAAAAUGAAGUAAAAGUAUAAUUUUUAGGUUGGUAAAAUUACAAAUCCUUAAAAAAUUGCUUAAGGACUGUAACAAAGUAAAUAGUUACACCAUUACAAAUAUAUGACCGGUGUUACACCAUAUUUUGUGACCAUCAUAUAUUGUGACCAGAGGGGGCGCUGUUGUGUUUCUACAACAGAACUUGGCCGAACAUGGCCACAAAGAAGAAAAUGAUACGCCGCCAACAGUGUAAGCUAGAGGCUGAAGACAUACGAAGAAGAACAAACAAAAACUGUUGGCUGUUGUUAUUAUACAUGGUCACAGAAUAUGACAGCUUUCAUAUAUUGUGAUUUCACUGUAGCUAAGGAAAUAGUAAAACAUUUUAUUCAAAAACUAUUUCAACUAAUUGUUUACAUCCUCUAGUGUCAGAAAAAAUAACUUUUGUUCACUGACUUGGUGACUUUUAUUAAAUUAGUACAGGGUCACAUAAUAUGAUAUCUAUUAUCAUGUAUAGUAGUAAUAAUAGAAGUAGUAGUAGUAAUAGUCAACAUGCCAGUGAUCAGAAGUUAUUUUUCUGACAUUAGAGGAUGUAUGCAAUGAGUAGAAUCAGUUUAUGAAUAAAUAUUUUUAUUAUUUACCAAGCUACAGUGACGUCACAUUGACAACAGUUGUCAUAUUUUGUGACCUCUGGGUUACACUGUUGGCGUAUCAUAUUCUUCUUUGUGGCUAUUUUCGGCCAAGUUCUGUUGUAGAAAAGC
Messenger RNA from Austrofundulus limnaeus, 3220 nucleotides. RefSeq names its product transmembrane protein 229B (gene tmem229b). The record is from RefSeq and is a predicted model, not a curated record. Bases 141 to 749 code for a protein of 202 amino acids. The transcript has 2 exons. NCBI's taxonomy places the organism in Eukaryota, Metazoa, Chordata, Actinopteri, Cyprinodontiformes, Rivulidae.